Molecule: messenger RNA, 1193 nt
Organism: Lates calcarifer (barramundi perch)
Lineage: Eukaryota; Metazoa; Chordata; Actinopteri; Centropomidae
Exons: 10
Coding region: 26-916 (296 amino acids)
Source: RefSeq, a predicted model, not a curated record
UCCCCAAAGGUUGGUAUGUGUGCAUAUGUUUUGGUAUUUCAGUAUCUGCAGCUGCAAGCAGAACAAAAGUUUUUUGAGGCAGGAGGAAUCAGAUAGCCAGGGAGCAACAAUGAUGAUCUCAGUCCACUUCACAUUGCUCUUUUUCUGGGUGACAGCAGAUUUUGUGAGCUGUGUUAAUAUAGAGAUUCCCACUGAUUUCUUGACUGUAGCAUUGGGGGAUUCUCUGACAUUAAACUGCACCUACAAUUGUUCUACUGGAUUUGUUCGUGGCUGUUGGAGAAAAGCACCAGACAACUCUGGCUGUCAUGGUAUACCUAGCACAAACAUCUUUUGCACAAUAUCUCUUCAUCUGUCAAAUGUGUCCACUGAAGAUCUCAAGAAGAGUUACAUUUGCCUCACAGAAGAUACAGAGGACCCUCUACUUCCACAAAAAACAGAGCGCAUUGUUUCACUACAACUCGACGCUCAAACAAAUGCCCCAAACUGGACAGUUACCGCAACGACAGAAACUAAAAAUGCAUCUCUUCCUGCUAAGCCAACAGAUUCAAAUGGAGGAGAAUUUACUGGAAUUAAGGUUUUAGCAGCAGUUACCGUUGCGGUGGCCAUGGUGCUUGCAGCUUUGGCUGCUUACCUGUGUCUGAACCGGAGCAGACAAAAUUGGAAUGGUAAAGGGGAGCCUGUUUUGUCCAGGUCAAGCUCACCACUACCAUCUCACCGUGUCCUCUUGCCAGUGAAGGGAUCACUGUCAACACAAAGUGAAAGAGUGACUUUGAGGAUUCCAACACCAGAUAAUGAGAGUGACACUGAGGUUCCAUAUGCUGACAUAAUGAUCACUGUUCCGCGGUGUCAGUACACCAGAGCUCACUCAGGUUGGCUGUUUGUCUCCUGGAGAUCAAAAAGAGUGGUGGGGAGAUGAGUCAAGGUCUCACCUGCAGGCUUCACGAUCAGCUGAUAGACUUCAUGUCCCCCUACCCAGGGAGGUCAGCCGGAAGAUGAGCACCAACUCUGAAUAUGCAGUCAUCACGUAUGCCUGAGGAGAGAAAGGGAAAACACGUCUGAUUUUGCUAUACAUGCUAAUACGCGUUGUGUUUGUGUGUCGUUUUAAGUACUUAUUAUAUUGUUUGCUUUACGUUCGCUCUGUUUAUAAUGAACCCGCAAUUUUUACAAUAAAGGCAUUAUUCUUGUGAGUUUUA